AUGGACGACAAGGAAGAGACCAACGAGCCGCUCGAUCUCGUGCGCCUAUGCAUUGAUGAGAUCGUAGUGGUCAAAUUGCGUGGCGAUCGCGAAUUGAAGGGCAGGUUACACGCAUACGAUUCGCAUUGCAACCUCGUUCUCGGCGACGUCGAGGAAACAAUAUUCGUGGCUGAGGAAGAAGAGGACGACCAGGAGCCGCGCGUCAGGACGGUUAAAAAGCAGAGCGAGAUGCUGUUCGUACGAGGCGACUCAGUUGUCUUGAUCGCACCAGCAGAAGCCGCAUCGCAGUGA
Messenger RNA from Boeremia exigua, 291 nucleotides. RefSeq names its product U6 snRNA-associated Sm-like protein-like protein LSm3. The transcript has 3 exons. Gene Ontology annotation, molecular function: RNA binding. The record is from RefSeq and is a predicted model, not a curated record. Gene Ontology annotation, biological process: mRNA splicing, via spliceosome; P-body assembly. The coding region runs from base 1 to 291 and encodes 96 amino acids. Gene Ontology annotation, cellular component: Lsm1-7-Pat1 complex; P-body; U6 snRNP. NCBI's taxonomy places the organism in Eukaryota, Fungi, Ascomycota, Dothideomycetes, Pleosporales, Didymellaceae.